CCCAAUGGGUUUUCGAGGUCGCGUGCGGGAGGUGACUGUUGCGGCCUUUCUCUCCCCUGCGAGACUCCCACCCCCAAAUACCGCGCUCCAAAAUGGCGGACUUCGAAAAAGACCCAGAGGCUAAAAUUCAAUCCGAGCUGGAUAUCACUCCAGUCAGCUCGGACCCAGAGAAGCCCAGCGGCUUCUUUCGGGACCAUCCGCUACUAUGAGGGGCUGCUGGAUCGGAAAUUGGGCAUAGAGUCUAAUAGUCUCGAGCGCGUGCACCCCGAAAAUCGCAAGUCACCGAGCCCUGUGGUCAUGGCCUUCAUGUGGGCGUCCGCGACAAUGAACAUCAGUUGCUUCAGUACUGGGUUCCUUGGCACUGAGUUUGGAUUGACGCUCGGAGAAACGAUUGCGAUCACGAUCUUUGCUACCCUGCUAGGGUCUGCGGCAACGGGUUGGUGCGCCACGAUGGGUCCCGGAACUGGCUUGCGCCAGGUCGCCAUUUCAAGAUACUCGUUCGGCUACUAUCCUUCCUCGAUAAUUGCGCUUCUGAACGUCAUCGAGCAACUGGGCUGGGCGUCUGUCAGCUGUAUCACGGGUGGGCUGUCGCUCAACGCAGUCUCGGGGGGUCAUUUGUCAAUUGCCGUGGGUGUUAUCGUUAUCGCCUGCGUCAGCCUGGUGUUUAGCUUUAUCGGCUUGCGCGCGGUUCUCCUGUAUGAGAAGUACGCAUGGAUGCUGUUUUUCAUCAUCUCCAUGAUCAUGUACGGCGAAGCUGCCCACUUCGCUGAUCUCGGCCCCCCGCCAAACGCCGUAACAGGCCUGACCAAGUCAGGAAACGUUCUGAGCUUGAUCUCCGUGAUCUACGGAUCAAGUGUCUCCUGGAGCUCCAUCGUAUCGGACUUCUAUGUGCAGUACCCGGUCAAUACCUCGAAGGUCAAGAUAUUCUUGUAUACAUCGCUCGGUAUCUCGAUUCCGACUUGCAUCGGCAUGUUGCUUGGUGCUUGUGUCGCGUCCGCUCUCCACGACAAGCCGGAGUGGAAUGAUGCCUACAAUGUUAGCAUUGGAGAGGUUUUGCGGGUCAUUGUGCACCCUAGCGGUUUCGCCAAGUUUCUGCUAGUACUUCUGGUGCUGUCUGGGAUCGGCAUGAACUGUAUCGCAAUGUAUUCUGGCGGGCUCUCGGCACAAAUGUUCGCUCCCCCCUUUGCCAAGGUCCCUCGGGUCUUUUGGUCCUUUUUGGUCUUUGCUGGCAUUCUGGCCAUUGGUAUCGCUGGCCGGGAUCAUCUGCUGGACGUGCUGCAGAAUUUCCUCUCCUUGCUGGGAUACUGGAACACCUCGUUCUUUGUGAUUCUCUUCAUUGAGCAUUAUUAUUUCCGCAAAGGAAAUCUGGCCAACUACGACCUCGAUGCUUGGAAUACCCCUUCUAGAAUGCCAGUAGGAUAUGCUGGGCUCAUGGCAUUCCUGUGUGGGGCAGCGGGGUGGAUUGUUGGCAUGGCAGAAACAUACUAUGUCGGACCCCUUGCCAAGAUGAUUGGAGCCGACGGAGGAGAUAUUGCCAACGAGCUGGCCUUGGUCUUCACCUCCAUCUCGUAUCUCCCGCUGCGGACACUGGAAUUACGAUACGUGGGUCGCUAG
Messenger RNA from Penicillium chermesinum, 1614 nucleotides. RefSeq names its product putative nucleoside transporter. The annotation marks the transcript as partial. Gene Ontology annotation, molecular function: transmembrane transporter activity. The record is from RefSeq and is a predicted model, not a curated record. Gene Ontology annotation, cellular component: fungal-type vacuole membrane; plasma membrane. The transcript has 3 exons. Lineage: Eukaryota; Fungi; Ascomycota; Eurotiomycetes; Eurotiales; Aspergillaceae. Gene Ontology annotation, biological process: transmembrane transport.